Molecule: messenger RNA, 753 nt
Organism: Olea europaea var. sylvestris
Lineage: Eukaryota; Viridiplantae; Streptophyta; Magnoliopsida; Lamiales; Oleaceae
Exons: 1
Coding region: 1-753 (250 amino acids)
Molecular function (GO): catalytic activity
Source: RefSeq, a predicted model, not a curated record
AUGAAUGCCAUCAUUUGGAAUGUGAGAGGUGUAGCUAGUGUAGCUACUCGUCGGCACCUGAAGAAACUUAUACAGCUUCAUCAGGUUUAUCUUCUAGUUAUAUUGGAGCCUUUUGUUCUGCGACAGAAUUUUACAUAUACACGACGCUAUUUGCGCUUCGACAUGGGAGCUCAGAAUGAAUCGAAUAAGAUCUGGUUUUUCUGGAAUUCGGGGACUAAUGUUACUGUUAUUAUUGAUCAUCCCCAGUUUCUUCACGUUAGAGUUGAGGAUCCCAGACUAGCGCGUGCUAUCUAUUUGACUCCAGUCUAUGCGUCAUGCGAUGCUACUAUCAGGAGAGAUUUGUGGGUGGGUCUUCACCACAUCUCCCUCGAUAUGGAUGAUCCUUGGCUAGUUGGGGGAGACUUUAAUGUUAUUACACAAGAUGGAGAGCGCACUGGUCAUAAUACCCAUAAUCGUGGCACUACUGCUUUCUCUGAUAUGAUGUUAGACUGUGGUUUAGAGGAUGCGGGUUUCAUUGGAAACCGAUAUACUUGGACCAAUGGUCGGGUCAGAAAGAGAUUGGAUAGGGUACUUAUUAAUUCUACAGCUGCAGCUUUUUGUCGACAGCUUACAGUGAGACACUUGAAUCAGACUUCAUCCGAUCACUCUCCUUUACUGCUUCAGUGGGUUUCUGAUGAUGAUUUGGGGCCUAGACCGUUCAGAUUCCUCAAUGUUUGGACCAAGCACCAUGAUUUUUUAGCCUUUGCCUCCUAG